Molecule: messenger RNA, 309 nt
Organism: Alternaria burnsii
Lineage: Eukaryota; Fungi; Ascomycota; Dothideomycetes; Pleosporales; Pleosporaceae
Product: glycosyltransferase family 1 protein
Exons: 2
Coding region: 1-309 (102 amino acids)
Source: RefSeq, a predicted model, not a curated record
AUGUGCGUUAAUCGCGCCAUUAAUGAGCUACAGGCUGCACAGGGUACGACAACUACCGGCCGCAUUGUCAACAAGAUAUGUACACGUCUCGCCAACGAUAGGGCGACGACGCGUACGGAGCAAUUGAUCUGGCUCGCCAAGCAUACCCUUGAGACAUCAGCAGCAUUUAACCAAGACACCAAUCGCAGUGAUGAUUCUAUAUCUCACAAGCGAAGAGAAAAGGGCGGAGAUGGACAGGAGGCAGCCGCUUCUGAGGCGAAGGCCAAACCAUUGCAGGAAGGCGUUUCCGUGUGGCCAUCUAUGUGGUAG